Molecule: messenger RNA, 1530 nt
Organism: Coniophora puteana RWD-64-598 SS2
Lineage: Eukaryota; Fungi; Basidiomycota; Agaricomycetes; Boletales; Coniophoraceae
Product: T-complex protein 1
Exons: 8
Coding region: 1-1530 (509 amino acids)
Biological process (GO): protein folding
Cellular component (GO): chaperonin-containing T-complex
Molecular function (GO): ATP-dependent protein folding chaperone; ATP hydrolysis activity; ATP binding
Source: RefSeq, a predicted model, not a curated record
AUGGAAUUGCGUAUGUCUAACAUGGUAGCAGCAAAGGCUAUUAGCGAUGCCGUUCGUACGUCACUGGGCCCAAGGGGCAUGGAUAAGAUGAUCAGUACCUCCAAAGGAGAAGUGAUCAUUACGAAUGAUGGUGCCACUAUUCUUCGAAGUAUACAAGCUCUGCAUCCGGCUGCUAAGAUGCUCGUGGAUCUAUCUGCUGCUCAAGACGUAGAGGCUGGUGAUGGAACAACUUCAGUAGUUGUCCUUGCCGGAAGCUUUCUCGGAGCUGCCGAGAAACUACUUCAGAAAGGCUUGCAUCCGACCAUCAUCGCCGAAGCGUUCCUCCGAGCAUCAGUCAAGGCUGUGGAGUACCUGACUGAGAUCUCUCGACCCGUUGAUCUCAAUGACAAGACAAGUUUACUACGUGCUGCGAGCACAUCGCUCAAUUCUAAGAUCGUGUCACCGUACGGAUCGACGCUAGCCAAGAUCGCUGUGGACGCUGUCACAAGACUAGUAACCCCGCAAUCAUCCUCUGUGGAUCUUCGGGACAUCCGCAUUGUCCGAAAAGUUGGCGGGACGAUCGAAGACACCGAGCUGGUCGACGGCGUCGUGCUCAAUCAAAACGUCAUCGUAUCUGCAGGAGGACCCACGCGAAUUGAAAAAGCUAAGAUUGCCAUCAUUCAGUUCCAACUUAGCGCACCCAAACCCGACAUGGAUAACACCGUAGUCAUCAACGAUUACCGGCAAAUGGAUAAGGUAAUCAAGGAAGGCCGGCAAUAUCUCCUCAAUAUCUGCAAAAAGAUCAAAAAGGCCAACUGCAACGUCCUUUUGAUACAAAAAUCCAUAUUGCGCGACGCAGUCGACGAUACUUCUCUCAGCUUUUUGAAACGUUUGAACAUCAUGGCAAUCAAGGAUGUCGAGCGUGACGAAAUUGAUUUCCUUUCAAAGAGCAUUGGCUGUAAACCCGUCGCUGAUAUCGAAGCAUUCACGGAGGACAAGCUAGGCUAUGCGGACUUGGUGGAAGAGACCUCUCAGUCGGGCGUCAAGGUCGUCAAAAUAACAGGGGUCAAGAACAGGGGCCGUACGGUCAGCAUUCUGGCGAUGGGUGCCAACAGCAUGGUGGUUGAGGAGUGUGAACGUAGCCUACACGAUGCCCUUUGUGUCGUGCGGUGUCUGGUCAAAAAACGUGCUCUCAUCGGAGGCGGCGGUGCUCCAGAAAUCCACGUGUCUCGUUUACUUUCACAACAUGCCCAAUCGCUCAAGGGGAUGGAGGCCUAUUGCUUCCAGGCGUAUGCCGAUGCUCUUGAGGUCAUUCCUACAACGUUGGCGGAGAAUGCUGGUCUAAAUCCCAUCUCCAUCGUCACGGAAUUGCGAAACCGCCAUGCGCUGGGGGAUCGCAAUGCCGGUAUCAAUGUACGAACGGGUCUCAUCUCAAAUAUAUUGGAAGAAGAUGUGGUCCAGCCGUUGUUGGUAUCGACGAGCGCAAUAGAGCUUUCCACCGAGACUGUAUGCUUAUUGCUGAAGAUCGACGACUACGUACAAGCCCGCUAA